AUGAAGUGGAAAUUACUGGCCGAAAAUUUUCUUUCUUUUCUGUUCCGUUCCAUUUCCUUUCCGCGGAAAAUUUUCUUGAAGGGAAAACGGCCUUUAGUCUACGUCCUUGCAAAAUUAUGCUGGUCCUACAUUGGAUACACAAAAUUUACUCAAGAUUUAUCACUUCAAGCACCUAGUUGUGUGCACAAAGGAAUUAACGUGCAUGAUCUUCUUCAUGCACUUGGUAUAUUUCAUGAACAAUCCAGAGCUGAUCGAGAUAAAUACGUUACAUUUGCGACUUCAUUUCUAACAGCCAAUUACAUGAUUCAGUACUUUGAACUCAACUAUUCGUUAUACUUAGGUUUGGAACAUAACUUCGAUAAACAACCAACAGACAGUCUUGGGGUUAAAUACGAUCCAAAAUCCGUAAUGCACUACUCAAGUUGGGCAUUUUCGAACGGCAAUGGGCCCACUAUUCUAUGGAAGAAAAGUUUAUCGCUAUUUUUUGGAAGUAAUGAUUUAUCCGAGUUGGACAUAAUACAGUUAAACAAACUAUACUAUUGUAAUAAUAUUCCCAUACCAACACCAACAACUACAACGACCAUCAUACCAACAACUACUACAACGACCACCAGACCAACAACAACUACAACGACAACCAGACCAACAACAACUACAACGAAAACCAAACCAGCAACAACUACUAAAACGACCACCACACCAACAACAUUUACUACAGCAACACCCAGACCAGCAACAACAACAACGACCACCAGACCAACAAAAACAGCUAAAACGACAACGACAGCCAGACCAACAACAACAACAACUACAACGACAACCAAACCAAAAACAACUACAACUACCACCAGAUCAAAAACAACUACAACGACCACCAGACCAACAACAACUGCAGCAACAACAAACAGACCAACAACAACAAGUAGAACAACAAAGACCACAUCAGAACUUUCUCAAGGAGGUAAGGAUUUCAUCAUUGCAAUUUUAAGCGAAAAUUAUAGAGUCAAGAAGAAAUGCCCUCGAACAUGUUGUGAGCGAGGUGAAUUAUACAAAAAACCUCAAUAA
Molecule: messenger RNA, 1065 nt
Organism: Hydractinia symbiolongicarpus
Lineage: Eukaryota; Metazoa; Cnidaria; Hydrozoa; Anthoathecata; Hydractiniidae
Product: zinc metalloproteinase nas-14-like
Exons: 5
Coding region: 1-1065 (354 amino acids)
Biological process (GO): proteolysis
Molecular function (GO): zinc ion binding; metalloendopeptidase activity
Source: RefSeq, a predicted model, not a curated record